Messenger RNA from Glarea lozoyensis ATCC 20868, 1323 nucleotides. RefSeq names its product FAD/NAD(P)-binding protein. Gene Ontology annotation, biological process: secondary metabolite biosynthetic process. The record is from RefSeq and is a predicted model, not a curated record. The transcript is spliced from 3 exons. Bases 1 to 1323 code for a protein of 440 amino acids. Lineage: Eukaryota; Fungi; Ascomycota; Leotiomycetes; Helotiales; Helotiaceae. Gene Ontology annotation, molecular function: FAD binding.
AUGCCGCCAACAAAUGAUCCCAAGAAGCCAUUCCAUAUCGCAGUAUGCGGUGGAGGAAUUGGGGGUCUUGCCUUAACUAUUGGACUUCUACAUCAACAUAUCUCAUGCACUGUUUACGAGGCAGCCCAUGAGUUUGCGGAGAUAGGCGCAGGCGUCUCCUUCGGUCCUAAUUCGAUCCGUGCAAUGUCCCUCCUCGACCCAUCGAUAGAAGAAGGUUACAGAAGUAUCGAAACUCGAAACGCCUGGGAUUCCAAAAAACCAAUUUGGUUCGACUUCCGACUAGGAAUGAAGCCAGAGACUUGGGAUGAAUCUUUUGGAAACCCAGUUGGAGAGGAUGGCCAAUGGAUAGCUGCUCCCGAAGCCGGGCAUGAUGUAGGCCAGUGUAGUGUUCAUCGUGCACAUUUCUUGGAUGUUUUGGUGAAAAUGGUCCCUGAUGGGGUUGCCAAGUUUGGAAAGCGCGUCGAGGAGGUUGUAGAGUUACCGAGUGGGAAAAUGGAACUUACAUUUCAUGAUGGCUCAAAGGCGGAGGCAGACGCAGUAAUAGGCUGUGACGGUGUAAAAUCUCGUACCCGCCAAAUCAUUCUUGGUAAAGACCAUCCUAGUACGAACGCUUCCUUUACGGGCAAGUACGCUUAUAGAGGCUUGAUCCCAAUGGAAAAGGCUAUUGAGGCUGUAGGAGAAGAGCUUGCGGUAAACAGUCAGAUGUAUCUUGGUCAUCAUGGUCAUAUUCUCACAUUUCCUAUUGAGAAAGGCAAGACGAUGAAUGUGGUCGCAUUUAGAUCUAUGGAUGGGGAAUGGACAGACGAGAAAUGGGUUUUGCCUAUGAAGAGAGAGGAUAUGGUCAAGGAUUAUGAGGGUUGGGGAGCCCAUGUCUCCAAGAUAUUGCCUUUGAUGGAAAAGCCAGACAUUUGGGCUCUCUUCGAUCACCCAGCAGCACCUACAUAUUACAAAAAGAGAUUCGCAAUGCUUGGCGACGCAGCUCACGCAUCUACACCCCAUCAAGGCGCUGGCGCCGGUCAAGCAAUCGAAGACGCCUACGUUCUUUCGUCUCUUCUUGGUGAGAUCAACAGCGUUGAUGAUAUUGAAAAGGCAUUCAAAGCAUAUGAUACUAUCAGAAGGCCGAGAAGCCAAAGGGUAGUGACUACAAGUCGAGAUGCAGCGAGGAUAUACGAGUUUGAGGAUGAAAAUCUGGGAAGCGAUUUAGAGAAGAUUCGGGAGACACUGGGAGAGCGAUUUAAAUGGAUAUGGGAUGAGGAUAUGGUAGCGCAGAAGGACAAGGCUUUGCAAUUGCUUAGGGAUGAAGGUGUAAAGGUGGAAUUAUGA